AUGUUAUUAACGGUCGCAACCCUUUUUUUUUGCAGUAGGGUUAGAUCAUCGAAGACAUUUAAACCUAAGAAGAAAAUACCAGAAGGUAACAAUCAAUUCAAUCUGAUGAAACACGCGUCAGUCUCUCUUGGUUCGAGCAAUCUGAGAUUUGCUGUUCGACUACCAAUUGGUGAAAAUAUCAAUGAAUGGGUUGCUUUCAACACUGUUGAUUUUUUCAAUCAAAUAACCAUGUUGUACGGCACAGUAACAGAGUUCUGCACCGAGGAAAGUUGUUCUAUAAUGUCUGCUGGACCCAAAUACGAAUAUCAUUGGGCAGAUGGCCUGACUGUAAACAAACCAAUUAAGUGUUCUGCUCCGAAAUACAUUGAUUAUUUGAUGAGUUGGGUUCAGGAUCAAUUGGACGAUGACACAUUGUUCCCUGCAAGAAUCGGUGACCCAUUUCCUAAGAACUUCUUAUCGAUUGUUAAAACAAUACUUAAACGGUUAUUCAGGGUGUAUGCACAUGUAUAUCAUACACAUUUCGAUUCAGUUGUUAGGCUAAGCGAAGAAGCACAUAUCAACACAUCAUUUAAGCAUUUUAUUUGCUUUGUUCAGGAAUUUAAACUAAUUGAUGAAAUAGAAUUGGCUCCAUUACAAGACUUUAUUGAUAAAUUGGCUGGCUAUGAAACUAAAAUAUAA
Messenger RNA from Macrosiphum euphorbiae (potato aphid), 678 nucleotides. Lineage: Eukaryota; Metazoa; Arthropoda; Insecta; Hemiptera; Aphididae. The record is from the annotation of a GenBank genome assembly.